AUGGAAAACACAUCCACCCCAUGGGGUCCCGACCCACAUUCCGCCAGCGGAGAAUUUGAAGAAUUGUGCAGUGUGAGAAACCCAAGAUCCUUCCGGGACACUAUCCGCGGUCUCGGCUGCGUCGAUCGACAAGGGUGUGAUGGUGGUGGCGGGUUGACGGUGUACCCGAGACGUGUCCAUGGGGCUUGCUUAACAGUCAACUUUGAUCAUAUCCCAGAUCAAUACGGAACCGACGCCAACAUUGUGAUGAUUGUGAGAUAA
Penicillium hordei is the source of this 261-nucleotide messenger RNA. RefSeq lists its product as uncharacterized. Bases 1 to 261 code for a protein of 86 amino acids. The transcript is spliced from 3 exons. Lineage: Eukaryota; Fungi; Ascomycota; Eurotiomycetes; Eurotiales; Aspergillaceae. The record is from RefSeq and is a predicted model, not a curated record.